AUGAGCCAGUUAGGCAAGCCCAAGAGCACUACGGGCUGCCGCACCUGCAAAUCCAGGCGAGUGAAAUGCGAUGAGCAGAAACCUGCCUGUGCGCGCUGCAUUAAAGCCGGCCGACAGUGCUUGGGUUACGCACCGUGGAGACAGCUUGGUCCCAGUUCAAAGUCGCCAUCUCCGCGUGUCCUCACUCCUUUUAGAGCUGCCAAUGAGGAAGAAGAUCUGUACUUUCGGAUCUUCCUCGAAGAUGGGCGUAAGCAAAGUGUCGUGGCUAGCGAUGUGGAUUUCUGGAAGACCCUCGUCCCCCAACUCUCUGAAGCGGAUCCAGCCAUACGCUACGCUGCAAUUGCAGUUGGCGCUUUCAUGAUGCAACGAAGGGACAUACAGGGUCUUCCAGAUGCCGAUCUGCCUGCACGCUCCGCGCUCACUUACUACAACAAGUCCAUUCAGGAGAUGCUCUCAGCGCCGGGCACUGUCAAGAAGGAGACGGCCCUUGUCUCGAACGUCCUAUAUACUUGCCUAGAGUGCCUCCAAGGCCAUGACUCAGAAGCAUUGGCUCUCUUCCGAUCAGGCAGAAAGAUUUUCGAACAGUACUGGAACGAUUUUGGUGGCUCGGUCCCUCCAAGCCCAAUCACAGAUGGUGUUCGACAGUUGCUCGCACGAUUAAGAAUCUUGGCACUACUGUAUGGUCCAGCAUACGCAGACUACAGCAGCCCCAUCACUGGAACGCCGGCUGGGUCACCUGACAACUCCUUCGAUACUCACGAAGAGGCCCGGGCUGCUUUUUUCUACCUUGUUGGCGACAUUCAUGAACUCAUCUCCGAAGGUUCGAGGGCAAAGCUGACUUACGUGCCUCAGAGCAGAAUUCUUGAGCUGCUGUCACCCGAGAGAGACGUCUUGAAGACCAGAUUGCACGAGUGGAAGACCAGAUUCUGGCCACUUCUUGAACCGGGUCUCUAUUCCGAUGAUGAUGUCGCCAACCAGAUUGCUGUCUUGACUCUACAAUGCUCCUACAUCAUCAUGUCCAUAUGGCUGGCGUGCUCCCUAGCCGUCGACGAAUGUGCUUACGACGUGUACCUGCCAUCAUUUCGAAGACUUGUCAACGUUGCCGAAACUGUCGUGCAGCUUCUCGACAGGUCUGAAUUCAAGCAACAGCCAUUCUCACUCGAGAUUGGCCUCAUCGCGCCCCUCUACAUGACCAUCCGCAAGUGCCGCGAUUCAACGGUGCGCCGGGCUGCACUUGAUCUGCUCCCAAGAGGAAGGAAACAGGAAGGUCUAUGGGAAGCUAAGCAGGUAAUUGCAAUUUCGGAGCGUGUCAUCGCGAUAGAAGAGAAGGGUCGCUUAGAGGGCGAACACCGGCCUCGCGAGGCAGCAAGAUUGCAGGCUACGAUGGUCCAUCCUCGCAGGACACGGGCUGAUGGGCAGAGGGGAAACGUGGUUCAGUUCUUCUUGUCGUCACGGGAGCCGGACGCAUUAUGGGAGGUGUGGGAAGAGUGGUUCGAGGCUUGA
Messenger RNA from Cyphellophora europaea CBS 101466, 1503 nucleotides. RefSeq lists its product as uncharacterized. NCBI's taxonomy places the organism in Eukaryota, Fungi, Ascomycota, Eurotiomycetes, Chaetothyriales, Cyphellophoraceae. The record is from RefSeq and is a predicted model, not a curated record. The transcript has 2 exons. Gene Ontology annotation, molecular function: zinc ion binding; DNA-binding transcription factor activity, RNA polymerase II-specific. Gene Ontology annotation, biological process: regulation of DNA-templated transcription. The coding region runs from base 1 to 1503 and encodes 500 amino acids.